AUGUGGCGGGAUCGCACCAAUCUCUACCUCUCCUACCGCCAAUCCCUAAUCCACCACCCCGCCAAAAAGCCACAAUUCACACCAACAAAUGGCUUCUCCGACACACCUUCCCACCCGGAAGAAAACCGGCGCCUGAUUUCCGACACUGACGAAGAUGGCGACAUGGUCAUUGAAAUGGACCUCCUCCCACCGCGCUGGGCCGACGUGCAGGAAGAGGUCUCCGAGCUGCUAGCGGAAAUCGCCCAGAACUCCGCCCAGCUUGACAAGCUGCAUCAGAAACACCUGCUCCCGGGUUUCGGCGACGAGGAUUUGCGCAGGAAGGAUGAGGGCAUCAUUGAGCGCUUAACUCAGGAUAUCACGCGCUCUUUCCAUGAUUGUCAGCGCUCCAUCAUGCGCAUUGAGACUAUGGUUGCGGAGUCGAAGGCACAGGGUGCUGUUACUAGUGGCGAGGAGACUAUGGCGAAGAAUAUUCAGAUUUCGCUGGCUGCUAGGGUGCAGGAAGCUAGUGCGCGGUUUAGGAAGAAGCAGAGCACUUAUUUGCGGAAAUUACGAGACCUCGAGGGAAUUGCGACGCCAUUCGAUAUCACACCCCCGCAGGCCCAGAACCCAUACACGGAUCCCUCGAUGAUGGAGUCAGAUGCCGACAGGUCUUUCUCGCAGACGAUGUUGCAGCAGACUUCGCAGCGGCAGACGGGUGUGAAUGAUGCCGCUAUUGCGCAGCGCGAGCGUGAAAUCAACGAUAUCGCAAAGGGAAUCAUUGAGCUCUCGGAUAUAUUCCGGGAACUGCAGAGCAUGAUCAUCGACCAAGGAACCAUGCUGGACCGUAUAGAUUACAACAUCGAGCGAAUGGGUACCGAGGUUAAGGCCGCAGAUAAGGAGCUGAAAGUGGCUACGAGUUAUCAAAAACGAACCACUAAACGCAAGAUCAUGCUAUUGCUUUUCCUGGUCGUCAUUGGAAUGAUCAUUCUAUUGGUUGUGAAGCCCAAGGGCCACAGCUCCAGCUCAGCACCGCCGCCUCCAGAGGAUGAAUCGUCGAAUAAUAUCCGCUCUGUGAUGGCUUACCGAGGGAGGAGACAUCGAUUAUCAAAUCGGUUCGUGCGAGAUCGAUGGUUGGAUCCAGAUAUAUUCCGAUGA
This is a messenger RNA of Penicillium bovifimosum, 1134 nucleotides long. Its product is annotated as t-SNARE syntaxin TLG2. Gene Ontology annotation, biological process: vesicle-mediated transport; intracellular protein transport; vesicle fusion. Lineage: Eukaryota; Fungi; Ascomycota; Eurotiomycetes; Eurotiales; Aspergillaceae. The transcript has 4 exons. The record is from RefSeq and is a predicted model, not a curated record. Gene Ontology annotation, molecular function: SNARE binding; SNAP receptor activity. Gene Ontology annotation, cellular component: SNARE complex; endomembrane system; membrane. Bases 1 to 1134 code for a protein of 377 amino acids.